GGUGAUGACGAUUCAUUGUUACGCUAAACACGACGGACUAAACACAAUCUGAAAUUAUCUUCGUUUCCUUAAUUUGUUCUAACUCUCAAAAUGGCUAAGACUAAUAAGGGUCCGAAAGCGAACGUAUCGUGGGUGAAACCAGCAGAACCGUCAUUUUUAAAGAAAUUCAAGAACGAUGUUGGCUUUAAGGAAGGACCCACCAUUGAUACCAAGCGUUUAGAGAUGCCAGCCUUGGAGGAUGACAGUGGCAGUGAUCGUGAAGAUGAGCUGCCUCAAGUUGUCAUUCUCAAAAAGGGAGAUUUGAGCGCAGAAGAAGUGUUGCAGAUCAAAGAGGUAAAGGAUGGUACAGAUAAAGAAGACAAGCCUCCUGCGGACGGAAAGAUCCUGUUCAAGAAGCCCACGAAGCGCUCCUCCGACAAGUUCCAGGGCAUCACCGCCAGCUCUAACAACAACAACAACAAGAAGAAGAAGAAGAGUGAAGGAGGAGAUGAAGAGAAAAAGGAGGAGAAGUCUGAAAAGAAGGUGAAGAACAAGAGUCUUCUCUCUUUCGGAGGGGAUGAGGAUGAGGACUAGAAGUGAAUUCACCGCAGGGAUUUCAGACUAGAGCAAUCAACCGUUCAUGGAUGGUGGAACUGAUCUACUGCGGUUGGGUCUUUUUGCCCAUAGUAGUAAAAACCAACAACAUAGAAUAGCUCCACAUCGUAGUUUGUCCCGCUAGACUAAGAUCCUUAGACAUUACGGGUCAUCCCCUCUUUUUUUGGAGGUGGAAUCUGGACGGAAUCUGUAUGUGAAACAAACCCCUUCAAUCACAUUCAUGAUCAAAGAUCUUUUAGAUUACAUAAGAUGCAUGCUGUUAUUCUAUGUCGACUAUAAGACAUGUCUCUGCUGUUGGAAAUGUUGUAUAGUGACUCACCGUGGGCCUAUUCUCCAUCCAUUACAACUGUAGUCAUCUGUCCUUCGGUGGAUCCUCUGCACUCUUUCAUGUAGCCAACACACAGUCUGGGUGGAAGGCUUCAUCAAGGUGUGUGACAACAGCUCCUAAAGGGGGAAGAAAUGAGCUGGUGGCUUUUGGUUUAAAAAAAAUCUAUAUAGUCUGGAGCGUUGUGAUGUGAUACUUUUCUACAGUCAAUAAUUCAUUGGAUGUACAAAUAUGUUUUAGCUUCGAAAACAGCAUCAAAAGAUGUCUUUAGUUCAACCACUGCGUUGUUUUGAUGCCGAGGUGUUGGAUUUUUCUGUGAUUGUAUUGUGUUUUUUUGUUAUGAUGGUGUUUAGUUGAAUAAGUUUGAAAUGUAACUAUUAAAAUACAUUAAGGCCUUA
Messenger RNA from Oncorhynchus gorbuscha (pink salmon), 1317 nucleotides. Its product is annotated as KIAA1143 ortholog. The record is from RefSeq and is a predicted model, not a curated record. The transcript is spliced from 3 exons. NCBI's taxonomy places the organism in Eukaryota, Metazoa, Chordata, Actinopteri, Salmoniformes, Salmonidae. The coding region runs from base 91 to 573 and encodes 160 amino acids.